This is a messenger RNA of Ostrea edulis (European flat oyster), 10448 nucleotides long. RefSeq names its product MRG/MORF4L-binding protein-like. Gene Ontology annotation, biological process: regulation of transcription by RNA polymerase II. Gene Ontology annotation, cellular component: NuA4 histone acetyltransferase complex; nucleus. Lineage: Eukaryota; Metazoa; Mollusca; Bivalvia; Ostreida; Ostreidae. The record is from RefSeq and is a predicted model, not a curated record. The transcript has 4 exons. Bases 98 to 631 code for a protein of 177 amino acids.
AUAUUGUUAUUUUCAUAUAUAAUGCUGAAAUAAAUUUCAUGAAAUGAUAUAUUAGCCAAAGCGGCAACUAUUUGUACGAAACUAAUGAUAUUCAAAAAUGGUGGAACUGGAAAAGGGAAAUUGGCCUGUCGACACCGAAGUUAGUCUCUUUCAUGCAAUGAGAGGUCAUAAACCAGUUGGUGUUAAUAAACAUUUCCAAAUGUUGUUCAUCCAUGAAAAAUUGAACAGUUCAUCUAGUAGGAAAAUCUCCUCAAAAGACAUUUGGGAACAUCUAAAUUCUAUGUAUGAUUUACAAGCACUGAAUGAAUCUGAAAUCAUACCAUUCCCAAACAAAGAGGCUGAAUUUGAUCUCACUGGAAAGGAAUUUAAGGAUCUGCUUUCCCGGGAUUACCCUAGAAUAUUUUCAGAAUCAUCCCAAGACGACAAAUCGGACUCAAAGUCUGAUUCAGGAACAAAACAUGGAAAAACAGAGAAAAAUGAAUCCAAGCAAAUUGAAAACAAACACACUAGCAGCAUACUUCAUGCAAACACGCCAGAAAACUCGCCAAAGAGGAAAAGGACAAGAAACACUCCAUCAGCCAAUGCCAGCCCUGCCACUCCUGAUGUCCCACCUCCCAAACGGAGGCGUUGAAAGCAAAACUUGAUGCUUAAAGUGAUUACUUUAUACCUGAGUACUGUUGGAUACGGUAGUAUUAACAGAUGCUUAGAUUGAUAUGGUAUCAUUGUGGUGAUGCCAUGUUACUGCUGCAGAUCUACAAAGUAGAGGGACAGUGAUGGUAUCUGUGGAUUCCUGGGCCAGUGAUUCCUUUGUCUUUUCAGUCCCAUGGAUGAACAUUUCCGAUCAUUUUUAUCAUAGAUGUUUGAUUGUUUUUCUUUUCAAAAAACGUAUUGGUAAAUUCCAUUUCUUCAUACAAUGAGUAUGAAUAUUGAAAUAAUGUGUUUUGAGAUAAAGUUUUUUAUUCAUAUAUUGUUGGGUUUUUUUUCUUUCUUUUACCACUAUUGGUAAUUUUUUUUAAAAUCUUUUAGUUUCUAACAUUUGAUUGAUAUCAAAGAAAGGAAAAUAUUUUUUUCAAAUUUUGUGACUAGUCUUUUAAAGGGAAUGUUUUGGAUUAUUUUUACCAUUCUAAAUAAAUUGUUCACAAAUUGUAUCUUUUAUAUAUAAAUGUUUUUCUUGCCAUGAGGGGGAAAUUCCUUGAAAUUUUUGUAGGCAGGAUUCAGACGAAACAACAGAACAACUUGGAGAUAAUCAAACUUCUUUGUUCCUCGCCUGUUCGUCGAAACUUCGGUGAGCAGGAUUCAGUCAAAGUCAUAGAAUGGGGUCCAUAAAACUUUCCAUACUUAUUCCCCAUUUAAAUUGUCAAGAUCAAGCUCACUGGAUGAAUUAUGUCUCCCCUUUUUCAGGGGGGAGACAUUGUUUUUGUACUUUCUGUCCAUCCAUCUGUCACAAAAUCUUGUGAACGCUCCUCCUCUUAUAUGGUUUAUCAGAUAGAACUUUGUACAAUGCUUAAUUUUCAUUUGUAGACGUGCAUAUUGUUGGGACAGGAAGAUCCAAUUGUUAUCCUUAAAGUUAUAGUGGAUCUAAGAGGGGUGGGGGUGUAAAAUAGUUUGUGAACACGUCUUUUCCUAUAUGGGUUAUCAGAUAAACUUGAAACUUUGUACAAUGAUUCAAAGCCAUUUGCAGAUGUGCAUAUUGUUGGGGCAGGAGGACCUGAAAGUUAAUAGUGGAUCUAAGAGGAUAUUGUAGGGACAGGAAGAUCCAAUUGUUAUCCUUAAAGUUAUAGUGGAUCUGAGGGAUGGAGAGUGUAAAAUAGUUUGUGAGCACUUCUCCUAUAUGGCUUAUCAGAGUUCAUAAUGUCCAAGUACCUGCUCAUGCUUUCUCCUCUAUACCAUAUGCAGUACAUUAAGGGGGGGAGGGAGGUUUCAUUUGGAGUACUUCCAAUUUGGGGAGCUGGGGAGACAUUUGUUCUUCAUAAAAACAAUCUCUAGUUCAUGCAGGGAUUGCUCAUCUUCCUUUUAAAAAAGAGAGAGGAGUGUACAUUUCAGCUGUGGCUUACAGCAAUGGCAGGGAUUGUAGAGGUGUUUAUGAAAAUGGCAUUCAAAUUUGCUGCAUUCUGAAUAAGCGCAAUGCAUGCUCUUUGGGUGAGCCAAGCCCUAGCUGGGAGUAUUAAUCCUAGCUGUUAGGACAAGUCUAGUUUGGAGGGGAUUGGUGAAUUGCCCAAUGCCUUCAUUAUUUUGGAUAUUCCAUAGUACAACUAACCAAAACAUCUAUACGCCUUAUAUUUUUCUUUUGAAAAUUGUUUCUUUUUAAAGUUGAAAUGUUGGUGCUUUUAUCAAUACUCAAAAUAUAUUGAAAUAUCAUAACUCUCUUAUAUAGUAACAGGAAGGGAGAAAGUGCAAUGGACCAGACCAGGAUUUGAACCUGGGCCCCCUCAAUCUCCAGUCAUGUGCUUCACCAACUAAGCUCUCUGGCCACUGGCAAUCAAACCCGUCUUGACCACCACAUUCCUCCCUCCUUAAAUGUCUUCACACCUUGAAGACCUCAACCCAGGAUCCAUAUCCUCAAACAGGCAUUUUCAUCUGACAGUUUCAGGGGCUAUUUAUGACCCCAAAUGAACCAAUAAGGGGAAAAAUGAAAUGGACCAGACCGGGAUUCAAACCCAGGCCCUCUGAAUCUCCGGUUAGGUGCUCCACCAACUGAGCUAUCUUAAGUCACUGGUGAUUGAACCUCUCUGACCACCACAUUAAAGAUCCUGGGUUGAUAUCUUCAAGGUGUAAAGACAUUUAAUGAGGGAGAAAUGUAGCGGUUGGAAGGAUUUGAUUGCCGGUGGCCAGAUAGCUUAGUUUGUAGAGCACCUGACUGGAGCAUCGGGGGUCUUGGUUUAAAUCCUGGUCUGUUCUGUUGCAUUUUCUCCCAAUCUGAUUAAAAUCAGAUCCUUUGAUCUGCUCCUGUAGAUUGCUACACAAAGAUCUGAAGUAACCCAAUAGAGGGUCACGUCCACAUGACCUUUCGUUCAGAAUAUUAAAGAGAACUAUCAGCCAAUUAGAUUGUGCCGUAUAGAUAAUGAUGUCCCAGUUAAUUCUUAAACAAGUCGCAGUAAUCUCUCUCCCACAAAGUUUAUUCCUCACUAUAAAACUGUAAUUGCCAGCAUAAGAUUUUCAAAACUUUCGCAAUAAUGCCUAAUUUAUUUGAUUCACACAAAUACCUAACAUGGGUGCAGUUAUCUUAAGAACGCAAAUUGACACAAGGGUUUAUAGGAAAAACACUGCUGGCAGAAACCUGACAGUGUGUAUUUGACUGGCUCAAUGAAAGGUCAUGCGGACGUGACCCUCUAUUGGUUACUUCAGAUCCUUGUACAGUAGUGAUCUACGUGAGUGGAUCAAAGGAUCUGAUUUUUAAUCAGAUUGCAUUUUCUCCUUUCCUAUUGCGUUUAGUGCUGCUGACCACCCCGGACUUCAGGUGAAUUUAAGUCCUUCCAGGGGCAAAAGAAUCUGGGUUGUGUGUCUUCGAGGGCGAAGACAAUUUAAGGAGAGAGGAAAAUGUAGUAGUUCGGGCUAUAUGGACCGUGAAUAUAGGCCUUGAUAGCUCAGUGGUUAGAGUACCUGAUUAGUAAUGCAAGGGUCCUGGGUUUGAUUCCUCAGGUCCAGCCCAAAAGCUUCUCCUUUCAUAUAUUACAAUAUAUACUGACAUUGAUAAUUAUUGUACACAUUUAAAAAUUUAUAUAAACUUGUUAGGGCUCCACACUGAAAAUAUACUGAAACCCUGUAUUAAUCACAUUGUCCAUAUGCAUUUUUGACCUUUACAUUUAUAUCUUAAACAAAGGUAUAGUUAAAUUAGUUAAUGAUUAAAAAAGACAGUGCACCUGUUGAAUUUGUAGUCACAAUUUUAAGGUCAAAUGUCAAUGCCGUGAGAUGACAGCAGACCUUCACACUUUCAUUGUGACACAAUAUUCUACAUACAGAAAGGUAGUUGUAUAUUAAAGGAAAACUUCUAUAGAUUAUGGGAGUUUGCUUGUCUGUUUUUCCACCAUCACUUUCAUUGUGACUCGGUAUCUUGAACAGUUUUCAAUACAGUGCACUGCAUGCCAUUGCACAUGAUGUGUCAUGCAGUUGGAUAUUUAUUCAUCAUAAAUAGAUGAGUGUGCACGAGACGAAAUCAUGUCAAACUUCAGGUACAACUCACUUGUAAAUACACCUCUUGAUUUGUUCAAAUAAAUGCAGAAAUUACAUUUCAAAAGCAUUUUCAUUUUAUUACACUGUACGUAAUAUUUAGAUAAAUAUGAAUUACUUAACAAGUUUGGCUUGUACAAAGAAGUGCUACAUAACUAAACUAUUAGGAGUGAUAAAUCAUUUUCCUUCUUGCAUAGCACCUGGUACUCAUUAAGCUUGAGCUUGACAGAUGCAAUUUGGCUUUUAUCAAAAUGAUCUUUGCAUGUCCAACUGAACUCCUUGAAACACCAUGGCUUGGAUCAUUUGGGUCAUUAAUGGACCUAUGAGAUAAAUGGAAGAUGCAUUUUAAUUGUACAAUAUUUUGUAUUAAUGUCAUGAUUGUUGGAAACAAAAUAUGUAUUUAUAUCAAUUAUUGUAGUUUUAAAAUAAUAUAGUAAAUUUUGUGACAAAAUGUGUAUUUCUUGAUGUGAUAAAUUUUAGUGAUCACAUUUUGUCUGUCUGUCUGUAAACUUCUCACAUUUUCAUCAUCUUUUCCAUAACCGCUGGGCCAAUUUUAACCAAGCUGGGUACAAAGCAUCUCUGGGUAAAGGGGAUUCAAGUUUGUUCAAAUGAAGGCUUGUGCCCCCUUCACAGGGGAGAUAAUCACGAAAAUGCAAAAAUGGGGUUGGGUUAUUUAAAAAUCUUCUUAAGAAACACUGGGCCAGAGGAACUGAAAUUAUAUGGAAGCUUCCAGACAUAGUGCAGAUUCAAGUUUGUUCAAAUCAUAAGCCCCUGGGGGUAGGGUGGGGCCACAAUAGGGGAUCAAAUUAAGUUUUACAUGUGAAGAUAUAGCGAAAAUCUUUUAAAAUUUUAAUUCUACAGAACCACUGGGCCAGGAAAGUUGAAAACAAGAGGUACUGUGACCAAUGCUCACUAAGAAUACCCCCGCUUACCCCAAUCUCCCAAAGGGUGUUGGUAAUAGGUAUAAACUACCUCUUUUCUGAGUGUACAUUUUCCUGCAAACUUCAGUGUCAACUUCUUAUUUUCGCAAACUUCAGAAUAAACUUCAGUAUUAUGAUCCAAAAGGUAUCUAGGAACACAGCAUCUCCAUGCGAUGAAAAAAGCCGUUAAAGAAUUUAAAUGGAAAGCAUAUUGCUACUUCGAUGUCCAGUGUGCGUGACCUUUGACAUUUAAAUCGAUAGGGAACAUCUUCAUCCCAUGGGUAGUCCAUAUGUAUGAUAUGGUGACUGUAGGUGGAAAGGAUAACGCUUUAGAGCCCGGAAACCAUAUUGCUACUUCAAUGUCCAAUGUACUUGACCUUUGACCUUUUGACCCUAAAAUCGAUAGGGAACAUCUUCAUCCCAUGGGUAGUCCAUAUAUAUGAUAUGGUGACAGUAGGUGGAAAGGAUAAUGCUUUAGAACCCGGAAACCAUUGCGUCUACAGACGGACGGACAGACAGACGGACAACCCGAUUGCAGUAUACCCCCCCCCCCCCCCCCCCCCCCCACACACACACACACAACUUGUUGCAGGGGGUAUAAUUACAUGAAAGCUUAAUCGUAGCAUAUAGCACAGAUUCAAGUUUGUUAAGAUCAUCGCUCCCAGGGGUAGGAUGGAGCCACAAUAGGGGAUCAAAUUUUUACAUGCAAAGAUAUAGGGAAAAUCUUUAAAUCUUUAAAGAUCUUCUCAAGAACCACUAGACCAGAAAAGUUGAAAUCUACAUGAAAGCUUCAAUGCAUAGUGCAGAUUCAAGUUUGUUAAAAUAAUGGCCCCUGGGGGUAGGGUGGUGUCGAAGUAAGGGAUCAAAGUUUUACAUGUGAAUUUAUAGGGAAAAUCUUUAAAAUUCUUCUGAUGAAGAACCAUUAGGCCAGAAAAGUUCAAACUUAAAUGAAAGCUUCCUGAUAUAGAGUAGAUCCAAGUUUGUGCAAUUCAUAGUACCUGGGAAAAGGGUGGGGCCACAAUAGGGGAUCAAAGUUUUACAUAUGUUGAUAUAUUAAAAAAAAACUUUUAAAAUAUCUCUUGAACUAUUUAAGCUAGGGCUUUCAUAUUAUAUAUUCUUUAUGGUAAUUAAGACCUUUCAUGUGAUGCAGGGGUAUGUGAUCUUGUGACCUUGACCUGGAGGUUUGACCUACUUUUGAUAAAAAUCUUACCUUUACAAUAUGUUCUGAUCACUAUUUAUGGUAGAUCUUUCAUAUCUUGUCUAUAAAUUUCUUAUGGAAAGAUCUUUCAUUUCAUAUCAUGUCCUUAGACCUAGAACUAUUAAGUAUGUCCGGAAUUAUUUAAGGUAGGGCUUUCAUAAUUUGACAUAUAUAGGUUCUUUAUGACAAGAUAUUGUGACACAAUGGUGUGAUCUUUUCGAGUUUGACCUACUUCAAAAAACCUGACCUAUUCAAUAUUUCCUGAACUAUCAAGGUAGGGCUUUGAUAUUUUGUUUAUGGAAAGACCUUGUUAUAAUACUUUGGUGUUUGACCUUGCCCUGGAAGUUUGACCUACUUUUUACAAAAAUCUUACCUUUUCCUCAACUAUUUAAGCUAUGGAGCUUUCAUGUUUUGUAAUAUGUAUUUCUUAUGGCAAGAUCUUUCAUAAUUAUCAUACCAUGAUUUAUGACCUUGGUUUUAUCUAGAACAGCAGGAUCAAGUUAGUCAUUUUGGUGUUGAGGCAACUCUUUAUUAUAUAGGAAUUCAUUUUCAGUUAUGAUGUGAUCCUUUGGGGAUAGGUUAGGGCCACACUAUGGGGUCAAAAUGUUUCAUGGGAAUAAGAUUGAUAAAAAAAAUCUUUAAAAUCACAACAGCAGAACAAUGUGAUUUAUGUGAGUGAUGCGACCCAUGGGCCUCAUGUUUAAUAAGGUUACUGUAUUACUUGCAAACAUUUGUAAGGAGAAACUCCCUUAAAACUUAAUUGUUUAAAUUCUUUUUGAUACUUUUUGAAGUUUAUUGAUUGACCUGUUUUCAUACUGCACUUUACAUUAGAUAUUUUAUAAAGAUGCACCAAAUGUCAACAUUUUUUGAUUCUGAAGGACUCAAAUCUACAUAAGCCCAAAAAGGGUUAUGACAUAUAUGGCCAUAUCAUCUUAAUUAAAGGUCACAGUGACCUUACUGUAUAGGGUGUGACACACCUUCUACUUAAGGUGCAUUUACUGACCAAAUGUGAUGAUUCUAGGCCUUGUAGUAUUUUUAGGAGCUGCACAUAAAAAAAACCUAACAGACAGUAGUGGAUCAUUAACUGCAAGAUGUCUUUAAAUCUUUGGUCAUGAUCGAAGUCAAAGGUCAAUUUACAGCAGACCUUCCCACUAAAUUUAUCACACUUACUACUAUGCCUAAAGCUUCCUUACUUUAUACAAAAGUAGUUGAUUAUGCAGUUGAACAUAGAAAUGCAAAUUUGGGAAAGGUUUAAAUCAUCACUUAUGUCAAUCAUUACAAAAAUGAAUUCUGUGUCAUUAGUAGUACUACUACAUGUACAUAUAUAAUACAUAAAUUGAAUUCUCUGUGGAGUACGUCCUUCCUGACUGAGUCAGUUUUCCAUGGAAAGCUAGUCCACUGAACCAAAAUAAUGUUUACAUGUAGUGUGAUAAUCUGUCCUUGAUGCAUGCAUAAUAAUAUACAUGUAUUAGUCAUCAAUGCAGUGUUCUUGAAGUUGUUUAUGUUUAUCUUGAGAAGGCCGGGGCACUGGUUGAUUGACGUAGUGUAAAAGCAGAUUAAUCCCCUCACAUUAUAUGUGUGAUGGAGAGUCUUAUCAACGGUAACUGGGAAGAAUCUUCAUCCAAUCAGAUUUUAAUUACACAGGUUGACAACUGCAUGUUCAAAACAGAUGAUGGAUGAAUUACAAAUACCUAUAAUUUUUUAACAGGAACUUACUCAAUCUCUGCCAGCUUUAUUCAUCGGGGUAAUAUUACACCAUCACACAUGAGAAGAUGACAUUUGAAGUUGCAUUUGGAAAAAGGAUACAUGUAUUAAAAAACUUACUUUGGAAUUUUCAUUUUUCUACAUUUAUAGAAUUACUAAUCUGUAUACCUAUAGUACAGAAGAAAAACCUAGGUAAAUUGAAGGUUUUAAUUGGUCUAUGGCAUUGAUAGAUUGUGAAUAUUUUUUGUUUCCUGCUAUUUAGGUUAUAUUUCGGCACCUGCAUGUCAAACCUGUCAAUCAUUAUAUUGUAUACCGCAUUGAUGGAAUAAAAUUCAGUCAUGUUUUACAAUUAGUCAUUUCAUGUUAUGUUGUUCAGUUGUUUAAGCUGGCACAGUACCUCACUAUAUCUUAAUCACGGUAUAAUGCUUCAUUGUAAUUUCUCUUUUCCUUAAACAAUAGUAUUCCCAAGUGCCAAGUCAAGGUCAUUCUGAUUCACGUCUGGUUAGUGGUCAGUAUUGGCUAAUCUACCCUUUGAAUAGUUCAAAACUCACAUAGUGUUUGUUAAUUAAUGACCCAGAGUUGUAAACUAAUUUUGACUCAGUCAUGUAGACUAUAUCUUCAUUCAAGGUCAUUCAUUACUUUCCAAGACUUUAUUUUCACAUGGAUACAAUAAUGUAUUUAUUUACGAGACAUAACUUUUGUUAAUCAUCAUUUAUUCCUCAAGUUUUCUUUGCAUAAAAGUUUAUUCAUGAGAAAUAAAUCUAAUGCAAAUGGCUAUAGUCUCAUGAAAUUCUGUGUUAACCAUAUUUUCACAUAUGAAAUGUGAUUUUAACAUUAUCAAGUAAAGAACUCAAGCCAAAAAACCCCUGUAAUGGCCUGCACUUGGGGUGAAUCUAAAGUGUCUUUUAGUGAUUUUUUUCCUGUCAUUGAUUUCCAUCUAUACUACUUACUCAAAGCACAUCACUUCAUUUUUGGGAAACUGGAUGUUAAUUAUUUGAAAUUAAAAGUCAAACCCAUACAUGUAUUUGAUUAUACUGGAAAAUCACUAAAAUUUAAGAAUGGGCCAUUUUUUGUGGUUCAUGGCACAAGUUCUCUACAUGAGUCUUCAUUAUAACCUGUUAAAGUUAUGAAAAAGAAAACUGUUUAUAUGGAAAGGUUGGUAUUUAUUUCGCAAUAAACAUUUCAACAAAAAUAAUGUUCAAUAUGUUAGUUUCAUGUAACAACAAUGAAAUAGUCAUUGACAAAUGUUCAAAUUACAAUAUUGCAUUGUAGCAUUGGAACAAAACCAUAUCCCUUUAAUUGCAAGCAGAUGAAAAGGCAGGAAGAAUAAUUAUUGAUAGAAUAACAAAUCACAGUACAUGAAUUAGGAUGUUAGGAUAUUCCAGCUCAAACGAAUUAUUGCAAAUUGUUGUGUAUGAUGCACUUGGAGCAAAAAUGUUUUUUGCAUCAUUUUCAGAUAAACCUAUAAUGUGAUAAUUAAAAUGAUACUGUAACAAUGGAAUUGACAGAAUAUGCAUUUCUUGGAAAGCAUGGCAAUGAAGAAACAAUGUAUGACAUGAUUAUACUGGAACAACAAUGAAAACUCGUAACACAUCAAAUGUGAAAACAAACAAAAUGAAUGGAAAGAAAUAUCAAUGAAUCUCUCACAUAUUGUGUAAGGAGGUGUAUGUGAUUAAUCUUUUUAAAUAUGAAAAAAAAAAAACCUUUCGUAGGUAUUCAUAACUUUACAAGCGGAUCAGCAGUCAUUACAACACUGAUUUUAAAGUCUGUCUCAAUAUGUUCAUUCAGAAAAGAUAUGUACAUUGUUAUCUUCUGUCACAGUUUCAGCCUUCACUAAUGAAAAAUGUAACAUAAUAACAAGUAAUAUUAUAAUCACUUGUUCCAAAUGGGAGGAAAUACCCACCUCUCUAUUUUACAGAGGUUUGCAAAUAGUUGCCAUCCACAAUUUAAAUCAUAACGUCAUACUUCUGCACACGGAUGCUUCACAAUCUUCCUCUGGACAUUCCCAGAAAAUACAGUCCCCCACACAGUUGUAACACACCAGAAACACUGCAGCAACAAAAACGAUGCUGCAUAUUGUACAGGGUUUUCUCUCCAAGAAAAACCCUGUCAGGUACAGCACAAGGAACAUGGCAUGGUUAUGUAACAAUGCAGGAUUCAAUGGUUUAGGAAUUAGCAGCACUGGAAUUAACCACUGGAGACAAUACAUUGUUCACUGAAUUUACGCAAUAAAUUACGAACUUACGUGAUAAACACUAGAGUCAUGAUCUGUCGUUUAAUUCACGGUUUAUCCUUUAGAUUGGGAAUUUCUGUCUCUUAGAUAACAAAAGUUUAACUUUAAAAUUUUGUUCCGCCACCAAUACUGCUCUCUUUUUUUUGGCUGUUAAAUGUCAGCAGUUGUCGUGAAAUAUAACAGCCUGAAGUUUGUAAACAAGAUCUACUUUCGGUUUUUUUCCUUU